Molecule: messenger RNA, 1296 nt
Organism: Plasmopara halstedii
Lineage: Eukaryota; Oomycota; Peronosporomycetes; Peronosporales; Peronosporaceae
Exons: 5
Coding region: 1-1296 (431 amino acids)
Source: RefSeq, a predicted model, not a curated record
AUGACGCACACGGAUGCAAAGCUGGCGACGGCGCUUGACGCUAUCGACAUAAAUGCAAGCUUUUCGAUAACGCGACCAAAGUCUGUUUUUCAGCUGGCUAGUGCCCACACCACAGGUAGUGGACGCUUUGUGUUACCAGACGUAGCGCUGCGCAAAGUGGUCAAGAAGCCAAUAUUUGAGAAUUUUGAUGACGCAGCAUAUCAUGUGAAGCCGCCGACCCAGAUGUUGCGCUUUAUCGAUGGUUUACGCUAUCACAAACCGACACCUGAGGAAAGCGAAGCAUUAAAUUUGAGCAGCUCAACGGAGAGAAUUUACCUUCAUGUGCUGAAUGACAUUUUGUUGAUGUGUGGCGCGCGAAAGGGUGCUCGCUUCAGCUCGCAAGAUGUAAAUAAAUUGAGGAUAAUUGCAGAAGGACUAGACGCCAGGUACAAAGAACUGGAUGGGACCUUUCGAUCUCUACCAGCAGAAGUGAUGAGGUAUCGCCUCUUUGAGGUUAAAAGACUCGAGGAUGAUCCGUCGCACUUUGAGUUUCUGUCGAACCGAAGUCGCAAGAGUUUGGUGGGGCUUGAGCUUCUGGAUCCUGAGGACCAAGUAAGGCGGCAAGCUUUUCAUUUUCAGUGGCUUGCGAGGCAGUAUGUAGUGAUAUUUGCACAGCUGAAGACUGCAAUGCAGCAAAUUCGCAAACGAGUACAAAACGAUAUGGCUGCUUUGGGAUCGAUAUCUGCUCCUACUCUAGCAGACAUUAACGAUGCAGUAGAAGCUGAGUUCGAGGCGAAAACACAUCGACCAUUCCCAAUGUUUCUUUAUAUUCUCAUCCAGAAAUAUCAUCGUGAGCUACGCAAUCAAUGCACCCCUUGGACAGUAAAUUCCAAGGAUCCGCCCGUGGACUCAAUUGCACACUUUUCCCUUUAUUUAUCCAACGUCCUGCUCCAGCCGAUACCCAUGACGUCUGUUGAGCUAUUUAGUAUCCAAGAGUUGCUGCAAAUUAUCAAAGCAGAGUUUCAAGUGGACUACCGCUUGAUGAUUCUCGUGGUGACAAAGGUAGUACAAGCUGACGGUCAAGUGCUUGUAAAUACCUCGUCUCCAUCAAAUCCAUAUAACGUCUUUAAUGGAUUGAACGACCUUAAGUGUCGGUCGAACUCGUACCGACGACAAAAUGUCGUCCGUGUCCUUACGCAAAAAACCUUGGGCUCCUUACUUUUUGCUUUUCUUACUACAGUUCGUGAGCUUAGACUGGUUCCGCACGAGAAAGAGCUUUUAUAUAGCGGAAAAGAGACGAAGAAGGUAUAUCUAUAG